Brugia malayi is the source of this 1917-nucleotide messenger RNA. RefSeq lists its product as uncharacterized. The coding region runs from base 1 to 1917 and encodes 638 amino acids. The record is from RefSeq and is a predicted model, not a curated record. Gene Ontology annotation, molecular function: ATP binding; protein serine/threonine kinase activity. NCBI's taxonomy places the organism in Eukaryota, Metazoa, Nematoda, Chromadorea, Rhabditida, Onchocercidae. Gene Ontology annotation, cellular component: cytoplasm. Gene Ontology annotation, biological process: regulation of axonogenesis; intracellular signal transduction; regulation of MAPK cascade. The transcript has 13 exons.
AUGUCUUCGGUUCAUGACGAGAAACCACCUCCUCCGCCAUUAAGAUACAGUAGUAGUACUUCUAAUGCUUUUCGUGAUCAGUCAUUUGUGGAAUUGAAGCCAUUGCCACGUGAACCAAUGUCAAAUCCAGAACAUUAUGGUUCUCUACCUGUUGUUAACAAGAAAACGAAGAAAAAAACUUUCGGUGGAAAAAAAAAUAAGGAAAAAGAAAGGACAAACGAUAAACCUGUCAUUUCAUUACCAAGCAAUUUUGAACACACUAUUCACGUUGGUUAUGAUCCAGAAACUGGCGAAUUCACGGGUAUGCCACCAAUGUGGGCGCAGUUAUUACAAAGUGCACAAAUUAGCAAGCAGGAGCAACAGCAGAAUCCUCAGGCUGUGCUUGAUGCCCUAAAGUAUUAUACGCAAGCUGAUUCGUCUCAACAGAAAUGGCUGCAGCCAUCUUCGUUUGAAGGUUGUUCAUUAAUUCACCGAGUUAACGUAGAACAGCAGCGACAGCAGCAACAGCGAGAUAUAAAUGCAGCAGCACACCUUGUUAGUCUCUGUUCCAGUUCGUCGUUAUCACAUCGAGGAAAUUAUCAGAAUGAAAGUGAAAAUGAACCUCAGGGACCAAUACAACAUCGACAUUUGCUGACUGCAUCACAGAAUAACACAUGUCACCGCGGGUUAUCGACAUCAACACAUACGGGUUUACUGAAAAGCGAACAGUUAGGUAGCUAUACACUUUAUAGUACUAGUGAACAUCUUUCUUCAGGAAGCAACAGUAAUUCAUCACAUUCAUCAUCAAAUACCGAUCAACAUACUUCACAUCCUACGGACUAUGCAGUUCCUGCAGUUCUUGAUGAUGAUGAAUCAGGUGAUGUUCCCGCACCACCUAUACCUGAUCGUCCUGCGCGUACUAUAUCUAUUUAUACAAAGCCAAAAAUGGAUGAAGAGAAGAUAGAAUUGUGCAUGAACAAUGCUUUAAUAACCGGCGGUCAUUUUGGUCUCACUAAUCGAUCAGGAGGGCGUCGAAAAAAAGUAUCUGAUUCCGAGGUGUUAGCUAAAUUGCGGACAAUUGUUACAAUUGGAAAUCCAGAUCGGAAAUAUCAAAAAGUAGAUAAAAUUGGUUCCGGAGCAUCAGGAUCGGUAUUCACAGCAAUCGAAAUCAGUACAGGUGCAGAGGUUGCAAUAAAACAGAUGAAUUUGGCGCAGCAACCUAAGAAGGAACUUAUUAUCAACGAGAUACUGGUGAUGCGUGAGAAUAAGCAUGCUAACAUCGUUAAUUAUCUUGACUCUUAUCUCGUUGGUGACGACCUCUGGGUAGUAAUGGAAUAUUUGGCAGGUGGUUCACUGACGGAUGUGGUAACGGAAUGUCAAAUGGAAGAAGGAAUGAUUGCCGCUGUGUGCAGAGAAGUACUACAAGCACUGGAAUUCCUUCAUAGUCGGCAUGUGAUUCAUCGCGAUAUUAAAUCAGACAAUAUCCUUCUUGGAAUGGAUGGUUCUGUAAAACUGACUGAUUUUGGAUUCUGCGCACAGAUAAGUCCAGAACAAAGUAAACGUACAACCAUGGUUGGUACACCUUACUGGAUGGCCCCAGAAGUAGUGACUAGAAAGCAGUACGGUCCCAAAGUUGAUGUUUGGUCACUAGGCAUAAUGGCAAUUGAAAUGGUGGAAGGCGAACCACCGUAUCUGAAUGAAAACCCAUUAAGGGCCAUCUACCUGAUAGCGACGAACGGAAAACCAGAUUUUCCGUCACGUGAAACCCUCUCACCUUCAUUCCGUGAUUUCAUCGAUUGUGCGCUAGAGGUGUCAGUGGAUGAGCGUUAUUCGGCCAACCAGUUGCUCACUCAUCAUUUCUUGAAAUGUGCCAAACCACUUGCCACAUUGUAUCACUUAAUCAUUGCUGCGAAAAAGAGUAUUGCUGCUUCAACCUGA